Messenger RNA from Arabidopsis arenosa, 1363 nucleotides. NCBI's taxonomy places the organism in Eukaryota, Viridiplantae, Streptophyta, Magnoliopsida, Brassicales, Brassicaceae. The record is from the annotation of a GenBank genome assembly.
UUGAAAAGAAAAAACAAAUUUCUUCUCUUUUAAUGGAUAUAAUAUGUUGGCUUUAAGCAACGAUGAUUUCUUAUGAUAUGAAAAGAAGGGUUCUCAGAUGGAAGUAACCGAUGAACUAAUCACCGACAUGAUAGGGAGGUACAUUCGCUUCAGGAAAGGAGACGGUGUUGAACCAGCAAAGACGAAGGUCAUUGAAGAGUUUAGCAUCAACACAAGCAUGGAGAAAAUCGAACUUACGUAUGAGAUGCCCGAAUGGAUGGACGUCGACGGUUCUGUCAAGCCUGUCCCUAUUCACAUUGUAUCCGACGACAACAUGGACAUGUUCCUAGCUAUGCGGGUAGACAUCAACGAAAUGAAGCUCUUCAUGGUCCCUCUGAUGGACGAUAACAGGGUCACACGAUUAACCAGAGAUCUGUUCUCUGAUUUUGAAAGAGGUAAAAGCUUGUCGAGAAUAUCAUUUACUAGAAGUAAGAAGUCAGUUCCCACGCCAAGCUACGACAUCGGUGAUAUCACAAAUCAUGAAGUCAAAGCCAAAGGAUCCCCAAAUGGGAGUUACGGGAUUCUGCCAAGCUACCUUCACAUGUUGACAAGGGCAAACGUAGGAACCGUCACCGAUUUGCACACAGAGCUGGAAAUUGAUGGCGACAGUAGGUACAACAUCAUGACUUCGAAUGUCGCCGAGUCACUCAAUGCAGUCCUGAAGGAGGCACGAGAGCUGCCAAUUGUGUCGACCCUAGAGUAUAUCAGAGUACUCGGAGGUACUCUGAUGACUUGGUUUGAGAAGCGUAGGGAAAAAGCAACCCAACACGACAAGCCACUUACACCAAAGGUGGAAGAAAUUGUUCAAAGGAACUAUGAACGGUCCACAUCUUAUGACGUGGCAAAGAUCAACAACGAGCAAUACGAGAUGAAGACUACAACAGGUCUAUCGUACGUUGUGGAUAUCCAAAAGAGGACAUGUACCUGCGAGGAGUUCAACUUGCUACAGAUUCCUUGCAGCCACGCAAUUGCAGCCGCGAUAUGUUGUGACAUGAGUGUGCCAAUGUUGGCAGCUCCCCAGUACGGAAGCUUCUUUUGGAGUCUUGCUUACACUGGCGGUAUCUAUCCCGUCCCUGACUUAAGCACUUUACGUGAGGUUCCAGACAGAAUUGCCACAUUGACAGUCCUUCCUCCACUCACAAGAAGGCCACCAGGUAGGCCAAAUCGUACUAGAUACCUUUCAACUGGAGAAUUUGAGAGGCCGAAGAAGAUAACGAAGCGGAGCUGUACCAGGUGCCGUGGGACUGGGCAUAACCGCGCUUCCAACAAGAUGCCAAUAUAACCUAGCAUUUGGAAGCUUUGGUAAUAUAUCUAUGGAGCUCAC